AUUCCAACCACUUCACUGUUGCCUCGAUCGGCUUAGUGGGAGGACUCUCGCUUUCCUGGAGAGAUGACAUUCAGGUUGAAAUCCUUUACUCCUCAGCUAACGUUAUAGAUACUAUAAUUUUUGCACAGGAUAUUUCCAACUUCGUUUCCUUCAUCUAUAGGGCGCCCAACCCAGUAGAUCGCUCCAAUUUUGGAGUAAACUGACGAAACUAGGAGUGGAAAUAGACGAAUCCUGGCUAUUGACGGGAGACUUCAACAACCUCCUCAACAAUUCUAAAAAGCCAGAGGUCCUGCUCGUUGGGAAGGAUCUUUCCUAUCUUUCAGAAGUUUCGUAUCUCAGAUGAGCUUAUGGGAUCUUCAACAUUCCGGGAAUCACUUAUCUUGGAGUGGAACAAAAUACAGUCACUUCAUCCAAUCACGCUUAGAUCGGGCAAUGGCAAACGUCUCAUGGUCAGAACAUUUCCAGAUGGACAUUGUGAGUAUCUACGUUUUGAAGGUUCGGAUCACCGCCCCAUUGUAGUCCAUUUUGACGUAUCGCUCAAGAAAAAAGAAGGGCUUGUUUAGGUUUGACAUGUCUCAAACAUAUGCAUGAAAUACGGUAAAUCGUCGAUGAGUAGUGGCAGAUUGACCACUUGGCUUCGGUGUUGGAGAAGAUCUGCAAAAUCAGACACAACCUCAUCCUUUAGGUGAGAGAAAAAAACUUAAAAAGCAACUUAGCGAUUCAAAACACUCGGAGGGAGCUGGAGAAAGCACUGCCUAGAUAGUUCAUCUCCAAAUCCGGAGAUAAUUGGUUCCCUUACAGCAGUGUUGGAAGAAGUUUACAAGGAGGAAGAGUUGUAUUGGAGACAACCAAGCCGUAUUCAGUGGCUCAACAAUGGAGACCGGAACACCACUUUCUUCCAUGCUGCGACUCGGGGUAGAAGAGUCAUUAACAAGUUUUAUAUCAUCCGAAAUCUUGAUGGUAAAGCGGUAUACAAAUAAAAAGAGAUAGUGCAUUGUAUCACCGAUUACUAGUCUAAUAUUUUCUCAACACAAAUGUCAGAUUCCUCGUUGGUACUUACGGAAGGAAUCUCUCCCCUCGUAUCUACAGAGAUGAACCAGACAUUAACUUCUCCUCCAACAACACUGGUAAUACAAGAAACGCUAUUCUCGAUCCAUCUCGAUAAAGCUCCGCGAGCAGACGGAUUCUCGGCAAGCUUUUACUAUUCCUUUUGGGACAUAAUAGACGAUGAUUUUGUCAAAGAUGUUCAAGCUUUCUUUGCUUCAGGAUCUCUAGAUCGUGACAAAAUGAGACACACGUUCGCCUCAUUCCGAAGGUCAGUGGUCCGAGGAAGGUCGCAUACUACAGACCGAUUUCUUUAUGUAACACGCAUUAUAAGAUCAUAGCGAAGGUUCUGACUCGACAACUACAGCCCCUCCUCCUAGUUCUCAUAUCCGAACGUCAAUCAGCUUUCGUCAAGGGUCGCUCCAUCUCUGACAAUGUGUUAAUUACACAUGAGGUUCUUCACUAUCUUCAACACUCGGAAGCAAAAGUCCGAUGCAGUAUGGCGAUUAAGACUGACAUGAGUAAGGCGUUCGAUCACAUUGAAUGGGGUUUUCUCCGAACAACCAUAUCAUGCUUUGGUUUCCAUGACAUAUGGAUCUCUAGUAUCAUGAGUUACGUCACUUAUGUCUCUUACUCGUACCUCAUCAAUGGAGCAGUGCAAGACCCGACGAGAGGAAUCCGGUAAGGGGACCCGCUGUGCCCAUACCUCUUCAAUCUUUGUUCUGAGGUGUUAUCCAAACUCUGUAGGAAGGCUCAGCUACGAGGAGAUGUUAUCGGAGUUAAAGUUUCCCAUGGUAGUCCGGCUAUUAACCACUUACUCUUUGCGGAUGAUAAAAAAAGUUGUGUAGGAUUGAUCUCGGUUUUGAGGAAAUAUGAGGAAGCCUCUGGCCAAUUCAUCAACUUGGUGAAGUCAGUUAUAACGUUCUCAGCCAAGACCCCAUGAGACACCAAAAUACCCGUGCGUGAGUAGUUGUGGAUUAUUAAUGAAGGAGGAAAUGGCAAGUACAUUGGCCUCCCAGAGCAUUUUGGGACGAAGAAACGAUAUCUUCGCACCUCUAGUGGAUCGAAUGAGGCAUCAUGCCCAUAUUGGGACCUCCAGAAACCUCUUCGGCGUCAGAAAGAUGGUAUUCUUAAAGGCGGUACUAGCCGCUAUGCCGACUUACUCAAUGUUCUGCUUCAAGUUACCAAUGUCACUCUACAAGCAACUUCAGUCGGUUCUCACGAGGUUCUGGUAGAAAAUGUGUUGGGUUUCAUGGGAAAAUCUCACCUUGCCAAAGAACUCGGGAGGGCUUGCCUUGGAGAAAUCACUCAAUUCAACGACGCUAUGCUAGCUAAGAUCGCUUGAAGAAUUUUAAUGGAACCAUCAACUCCACUAGCUAGGACUCUACUGGGGAAAUACUAUCUCAGCUCAACCCUUCUGGCCUCAACAGCAUCGUCUGAUGCCUCCCACGGUUGCGAGUAAUCCUACUGGGUCGGAACCUUUUAGUCAAAGGACUAAAAUGGGUAAUUGGCUCUGGUUCGAUCGUCAAUCUAUAAAUGGAACCAUGGCUGUCAACUGAAGAGCCGAUGACUCCAAUAGGACCUCCGACAGCCGAUAACCAAGCAUGGAAAGUAAGAGACCUCAUUUUCCCUGAGACAAAAGACUAGGAUACUGCUAUAAUCCGUAACAACCUCCCUCAGUAUGAAGAUCGCAUCUGCAAGCUCAUUCCUUGUUCUAUCAACAUGCCUGAUGAAAGGGUUUGGUUACCAAAUGCUUCAGGAGUAUACACCACCAAGUCCAUAUAUGUCAUCGCCAAACUUUGACAAGUGGAGACAUCCCCAAAGAUGAAACAUUUUUUUCUGGAAGGCAAAUAGCAGAGCCUCCCUGUUAGCUCUGUUUUGGAAAGCAGAGGUUUAUCUGUAGCGCCCAUCUGUAAGCGUUGUGGAGCUCGAGAAUCUGAACUCCAUGUCCUCCAGCUCUGUCUCUUCGCCACGAAAGUUUGGGACCUUGUUCCAUGUCUUUUCAAACCAACUAAUAUUGGGAUAGAGUAUGUUUAUGAUCUCCUCGAAAAAUGUCGCAAGAUGAUCUCGCUCCCACUGGAUUAUGUGGACAAAUAGAAACAAGCUUCUGUUUGAAAACAGAGAGUUCUCAGAGGACAAUACGGUCCUGAAGGAGAUUCAGGUUGCUCGAGCUUGGAAGGCGGCUCAGACUACUGUCACAAACCCUUCCCUACCAUAGUAUGUUGUUCCUCUAGUUAAAUUAGAAGCUGCCAAUUCAUAUACUUGGUCUUCCUUCUCAGAUGCAGCUUGGGAUCCAGCUUCAGGAAACUAUGGAAUCGGAUGGCAACUUCGUGACUCUGACGAUUUCAUCGCAUAAACCUCUUCCUCACACCUGCGCUUUGUUCUUUCUUUGGCGGUUAAGGCUGCACUCGUUGUUGAAGUAUAUUCUCAAGUACGGAACCUUCUCGUGUACUCGUACUCCAAGAAUCUUGUUUCACUUUUGAAGACUCAAGGACAAGAUGUAGCUCUAUAGGGUGUGCGUCAUGAUAUUAGGAUCAUGUUUCACUCUUUAGACUCUAUUUAUUUUCAUUACAAUCCAUGCUUAGCUAAUGUUGAUACUAAUUCACUUGCUAAAUCAGCCUUGUAUUGUAUUUCUGUCUCUGCACCACACAAUAACAUUCUCCCUUUAAUCAAUGAAUGUUUGCUCAAAAAAGUUUUUUGUUUCUCUUUGUAAGUGGUGUGAUUAGUAUCUUGAUAUUUUAUUCAAAACUUGAGACUCCUUUUUACAAGUGCCAGAAGUAAAAUUAGGAAAGAAAGAUUUUAACUUUAUGAGCUUCAGUUCAGGCUUAUUAUUUUUGGUCAAUUUCUGCUUAACUGCUGAAAGAAAUUAAGUUCAUUGCCGUCUCAUCUUCUACCAAUGAGAAAUUUUAGUUAUGUGGGAUUGUUUUUGUCGUUCUGAAUGUGUUUCUUCUACAUAUUUUUUUAAUUAAUCUAAGAAUAUCCUAGAUUUUUGGAAGGGUUCAAUUAAUCUUGAAAAUGAGGUGCAGUACAUGGAUAAACUUUUCUCUUGAUAUUCAAAUGAAGCCUAAAGUAUGGAUUUAUAUUCAUGUGGCCAUAAGGUGAAGUGGAGUGGAGUGUUUUUGAAUCCGGGUUGCAUAUCUCCCCAAGCCCACUUAACGCUAAACCACAAUAUAGGACACGACUAGUAAGACAGUCAUAGACUCACAGGCUUUGCUCUUGCUAUUUCCCCAGAGAUUAUGUAUUAAAAAUUAUAGUGUUAUUGGGACAUUAUUCUCUUAUAGGACAUAACCCACUUUUUAUAUUCUCUUACAACCUAACAUCUUUGGCAUGACUCCAAUGAAAGAAAAUUACUAUAAGGGCCUUAAUGAAUGGAUGAUUUACACCAUUGAAUGAAAACAAAAUGAGCCACACGAUUUGUCCUUCCUCUCUCUCCUCCUUACACGGGACCCACCCUUCUUCUUCCUCUCUUCAAUUAACAAAACAACCACCAUUCUUCCUCACUUCAAUUCUUCACUUCAAUUCUACACCAAACAAUAUCUCUUUUGAGAGAUUGGACGAAGAACAACAUAAACAUCCACAACAAAUCGUGUAUCUUCCUCCAUAGAUGAACUUGGGUAACUAUGGAUAACAACAGACGCGUGGUGAUAUAUUUUGAUCAAGGGGGUAGUUAUUCAGAUGUGGGAGAUGAAGUUCGAUGGAAGCGGAAAGACCGACAUAUUUCUACUUUAGUGUUUACGAUGAGAAGUGAUGAGGAGGUGACUUACUCUCAGUUGGUUGAUAGAGUAUGCAGGAAAAUGAAGAUUGAUGUAGCUUCGUCCAAGAUUCAGCUGAGUUACUUUCCAUUUGGAAUGGAUGAUAAGAGGCCAUGUUACAUCUUCGAUGAUGAAGAUGUUUUAGGAUAUUUAUUGGAAGUCGAAAAAAAUCAGAGGCGUACUGUCUUGCACGUGGAGCUCAUAGAAUAUGUCUCACAAAACCAAAGUAACGAGAUGUUUUCUAGGGAUGAGGAAAUUAUUAGUGAUGCAAGAGCAAAUGAUGAUAUGGUUGGUCUUAAGGAGUUGACGACUAUUCCUCAUAUUCAAGAGGAUGAGAAUGAGAAAGGCGAUGACGUGGGUACUGAAAGAGAUGAUAUGGAGAAGUUGGUAGUUGUUACACCAGCUGAAACACCAGUUGUACAUUUCGAGUGGGAUGACGGUAUUGACAUGGCUUUGCACCAAGAAUUUGAAACUAAGCAUGAAGUGAGAGAUUUAGUGGACAAAGCUGUGCAUAAGAAUUGUUUUGAGGUUGAUAUAGUGAAGUCGAUGCCUCGACUUUACGUAUUAAAGUGUUGUGGGGUUGGUUGCAAAUGGUAUUUACGAGCUGCAAAGCUGAAAAACUCGGAUUUUUUCACUAUAAAGACGUAUCGGAAGAUGCAUACUUGCGUUAGGAUAGAGGAAAGUGCAACCAAGAAGGGGAAAAGAGGCACACCAAGCUUGGUCGCAUCUGUGUUGCAAGCUGAUUAUCCAGGAAAAUACAAGACUCCAGCACCAAAGGAUCUCAUAGAUUUGGUUGAGAACAAAUUGGGUGUUAGGGUUUCAUAUGCUACGGCUUGGAGAGGAAAAUACAAAGCUAUCAACGAUCUGCGUGGGAACCCAACAGAGAGCUUUGCUAGACUGCCGUCUUACUUGUACAUGUUGGAAAUGUUGAAUCCUCGUACUGUCACCCGCUUAGUAGUGGAUGAGAAGAACCAGUUUAAGUAUGUGUUAUUCGCGCUCGGAGCUUGCAUUGAAGGAUUUAAUUCCAUGCGGAAAGUGAUAAUUAUGGAUGGAACUCAUCUGAAAGGUGUGUAUAAAGGAGUGCUUCUUAUUGCCACUGCUCAAGAUCCAGAUCAUCAUCAUUAUCCCCUCGCUUUUGCUGUAGUAGAUGGUGAAAAAAAUGCAAGUUGGAGUUGGUUUUUGACUACAUUGAAAACCUUGAUACCAGAUGAUCCCCAACUUGUAUUCUGCACUGAUAGAAACCAAAGCAUCAUCAAGACAGUACACGAGGUCUACCCAUUGGCGAUCCAUGGAUAUUGCAUAUAUCACUUGGCUAAUAAUGUGAAAGGAGCAUGCAGCCAUGUUAGGAAAGAUGUGGUUGUCCAUGAGUUCAAAAAAAUUGCUGGUAUUUACACAGAAAAAGAGUUUAAAAGAAAAUAUAUUGAUUUCAGAAGAAGGUAUCCUCAGGCCGCUGAGUAUCUUGAUGAGAGUGUGCAUGAGAGCAAAUGGGCAAGAUGUCAAUUUCCAGGAGCAAGGUACAACAUAGAUACAACCAACACUGCUGAAUCUAUGAAUGGUGUUUUCAAGGAACAAAGGAAUUAUGCACUGCUGCCAAUGAUUGAUGAGAUCGUGAGGAAGAUUAUAGAAUGGUUUAAUAGAUACCGACAAAUUUCUAUAGGGGUUCCAUAGAGGCAGCUAUUUGUCCCACGUGUGCAUGUUGAAUUGCAUGAGAACUGUCUGAUUGCAAGAACACUUCACGUGGAGGUGCUAAACACAUUUGAACGUCAGUACAAUGUUACUGGUACGGAUGGGAAAGGUUAUUUGGUUGAUUUGAUCAACAAAACAUGUGACUGUCGACAUUUUGAAAUUGACCGGUAUCCUUGUGUGCAUGCGCUUGCUGCGAUCAUGAAGUAUUGCAGAACUACAACAGAUGAUACGCUAGAGCAGUUGGUUGAAAAUUAUUGUUCUAAGUAUUAUUGGAUGGAGCAGUGGACAUUGGCAUAUUGUAGGACAAUAUAUCCAGUGCCUCAUCAUUCAUCCUGGCAAGUUCCUGAGGAAAUACAAUCUCAGGUUGUGUUCCCGCCGUAUGUGGAGAAAAAAAAAGGAAGAUUACAAACUACUAGAUUCCCAUCUGCGGGAGAAUAUCGAAGGAAGAGAAAGAAAAAGUAUGCACCAUUCUCGGAGUGGCUUGGUGACAGCAGUGACAAAGAUGACAACGACAACGACAACGAUGACAUCGAUUACGAAGAAAGCAGCAAUGAGGGAAGUGACAGCGAAGGAAGUGGUGACGAGAGAGGUGACAACGAAGGAAAUGAUGAAUGACUCUAACUUAUGUGUUAUGGAACUUGCUUAUAUGUUGUGAGUCUUACUUAUGUGUUAUGGAACUUAUUUAUGUAUUGUGGAACUUAUUUAAGUGUUGUGGAACUUAUGUAAUGUGUUGUUUCUGUUAGGUACGACAGGUACAACUGGUAAAAUUUCAUAUAACAUAACAAUCAUGUUUAUGUGUUGUCGUACUGGUACAACUAGUAUAACUAUAUGAUGUAAUACUAGUACAAUUAGUACAACUACAUUAUAUACACGAGGAAGGAAAUAC
Messenger RNA from Brassica napus (rape), 7368 nucleotides. RefSeq lists its product as uncharacterized. NCBI's taxonomy places the organism in Eukaryota, Viridiplantae, Streptophyta, Magnoliopsida, Brassicales, Brassicaceae. The coding region runs from base 4665 to 6464 and encodes 599 amino acids. The transcript has 2 exons. The record is from RefSeq and is a predicted model, not a curated record.